AUGGCUCGAAUUGGUGUUCCCAAGGACAUUGCUGCCCUCUCUGCUCCCGAGGUCGGCUCGGUGAAGCUCUUCGGCAAGUGGGAUGCCCAAGAGGUCGAGGUCAAGGACAUCUCGCUCCAGGACUACAUCUCUCUGCGAAAUGCCGUCUACACCCCUCACACCGCUGGCCGAUACGCCAACAAGCAGUUCCGAAAGGCCACUAUGCCCAUCGUUGAGCGCCUGGUCAACUCCCUGAUGAUGCACGGUCGCAACAACGGAAAGAAGCUCAUGGCUGUCCGAAUCGUCUCGCACGCCUUUGAGAUCAUCCACCUGCUAACGGACCUCAACCCCAUCCAGGUCCUUGUGGAUGCCAUCAUCAACACUGGACCCCGUGAGGACUCCACUCGUAUCGGAUCGCAGGGUACCGUCCGACGACAGGCCGUCGAUGUCUCGCCUCUGCGACGUGUCAACCAGGCCAUCUCUCUCCUCACCACCGGAACCCGAGAGUCGGCUUUCAGGAACGUCAAGAGUGUUGCCGAGUGCCUGGCCGACGAACUAGUGAACGCAGCCAAGGGUUCGUCGAACUCUUACGCCAUCAAGAAGAAGGAUGAGCUGGAGCGUGUUGCCCGAUCCAACCGUUAA
Molecule: messenger RNA, 621 nt
Organism: Microstroma glucosiphilum
Lineage: Eukaryota; Fungi; Basidiomycota; Exobasidiomycetes; Microstromatales; Microstromataceae
Product: ribosomal protein S7
Exons: 1
Coding region: 1-621 (206 amino acids)
Biological process (GO): ribosomal small subunit assembly; translation
Cellular component (GO): cytosolic small ribosomal subunit; ribosome
Molecular function (GO): mRNA binding; rRNA binding; structural constituent of ribosome
Source: RefSeq, a predicted model, not a curated record